UUCUUCCAACUUCAAACUUAACCAAUAACUCAACUUCCCCCUUUUUUUCUCUCUCCUCUAUUUAACCAAACAACCCUUUACUCCAUUGUAUUAUUCUUCUUCUUCUUUUCAUUGAAAAUGUUGGGAUUUAACAAUAUGAUUAUGUUAAUCAUGUUGUGUUACAUAUGUUUUUCAAUGAUUUCCCCUGUUUAUGGGAAUGUUUGGUAUGAUAAUAAAGCUAUUACAAUCAAUAAACAGAGGAGGAUUCUCCUCUCUGGGUCCAUUCAUUACCCCAGGAGCACCCCCGAGAUGUGGCCUGAUCUUGUACAAAAAGCUAAGGAAAAUGGAUUGGAUGUUAUUCAAACUUAUGUUUUCUGGAAUGGGCAUGAGCCUUCUCCUGGCAAGUUUAAUUUUGAAGGAAGAUAUGAUUUAGUAAAGUUUAUUAAGCUAAUACAGCAAGCUGGACUUUACGUUCAUCUCAGAAUUGGACCCUUUGUUUGUGCUGAGUGGAACUUUGGGGGAUUUCCUGUGUGGCUCAAGUAUGUGCCUGGCAUUGAAUUUAGAACUGACAAUGGACCUUUCAAAGAAAAAAUGCAAGAUUUCACAGCAAAGAUAGUCAACAUGAUGAAGGCAGAAAAGUUGUUCCAUUGGCAAGGAGGUCCAAUUAUACUGUCUCAGAUAGAAAAUGAGUAUGGGCCAGUAGAAUGGGAAAUAGGUGCAACUGGUAAGGCUUACACAAAAUGGGCAGCUCAAAUGGCUGAGGGUCUCAAUGCUGGUGUACCUUGGAUCAUGUGCAAGCAAGAUGAUGCACCUGGUGAUGUUAUUAACACUUGCAAUGGCUUCUACUGCGAAAAUUUUGUCCCAAACUCCAAAUCCAAACCCAAGAUUUGGACAGAAAAUUGGACUGGCUGGUACACAAAGUUUGGUGGAGCAGUUCCUUACAGACCUGCAGAAGAUGUUGCCUUUUCAGUUGCAAGAUUUAUACAAAAUGGUGGUUCAUUUGUUAACUAUUAUAUGUUUCAUGGAGGGACAAACUUUGGCAACACUGCUGGUCGUUUUGUUGCUACGAGCUAUGACUAUGAUGCUCCACUUGAUGAAUAUGGUUUACCAAGGGAACCAAAAUACACUCACCUGAAAAAUCUGCACAGAGCAAUCAAAAUGUGUGAGCCUGCCUUAGUUUCUGCAGAUGCAAAAGUGACAAAACUCGGGAAAAACCAAGAGGCUCACGUCUACAGCUCAAAUUCAGGGAGUUGUGCAGCCUUCUUGGCAAACUAUGACGCGCAAUGGAGUGUGAAAGUUACUUUCAGCGGCACACAGUAUGAGCUGCCUCCAUGGUCCAUUAGCAUCCUUCCUGAUUGCAAGAAAGAGGUGUACAACACUGCAAGGGUUUCAGCUCCACGCUACCAUGCAAAGAUGACACCAAUCAGUGGUUUCUCCUGGCAAUCAUACAUUGAUGAAACUCCAACAGCUGAUGAUGACAGUACUUUCUCAGGUUCAGGGUUGUACGAACAAUUGAAUGUGACUAGAGAUAACUCUGACUACUUGUGGUACAUAACAGAUGUUACAGUGAAAACCUCAGAAGAACCAAUUCUCACAGUUAUGUCAGCAGGACAUACUUUACAUGUGUUUGUCAAUGGCCAAUUUCAAGGUACUGCUUAUGGCUCACUGGAGAAACCACAGUUGACAUUCAGCCAGAAGGUGCCAUUGAGGGCUGGUUUGAACAAAAUUUCCUUAUUGAGUGCUGCAGUAGGACUUGCGAACGUUGGUGCACACUUCGAAAGGUAUAAUCAAGGGGUUCUUGGUCCAGUCACACUGCAGGGUCUGCGGGAAGGAACAUGGGACUUGACAAGAUCAAAGUGGUCUUACAAGGUUGGAAUGAAGGGUGAACAACUUGGUCUACACACUAUCAGUGGAAGUUCUUCCGUGGAGUGGGAGCAAUCAGCAGUGGCGCAAAAGCAGCCAUUGACAUGGUAUAAGACUACAUUCAAUGCACCAGCAGGAAGUGAUCCAUUGGCUAUAGAUAUGAGCAGCAUGGGAAAAGGGCAAAUGUGGAUAAAUGGUGAAAGCAUUGGCCGUCAUUGGCCUGCAAACAAAGCGAGUGGCAAAUGUGGGCAGUGCAAUUAUGCUGGAACUUUCACUGAAACUAAAUGCCUAGGCGAGUGUGGAAAGCCCUCCCAAAGAUGGUACCAUGUUCCACGCUCAUGGUUGAAACCAAGUGGCAAUCUUCUGGUUGUUUUCGAAGAGAUGGGUGGUGAUCCAAGAGGAAUUUCAUUGGUAAAAAGAACAGCUAAGUAACUGCAGACUCAAACUCUGCUGUUGGAUAUGAUCACUUGGUUUACUUGACUACAAGAUGGUACAUAGCGUUCAUGGUUUGAUUCUGUUUCUGGUAUAUGAUAAGCACCCUUGGCUGAGAAUCAACCAAGAGGUGGAUCUGUGCUGCUAUAUCUCCGUUUUACAGGUCAUUCGAUUAAAGCCGAAUGCAACUGCUGUCAAAAAAAACUGCCAACUAAGUUGUUGUUUGUACAUAAAUACACAACAGAUUCGGAGAUGUAGCUUUCUUAUUGUAAGAAAUUCUAGGGGCUUGAAUGAACAAAAAAAUAUACCUAGCUCUUGUUUGUAACAUUCAGAGCAGAAAUUUGUUCUGACAUGAUACGCUCUUUAUUCAUCUUCAUUUGUAUACCUAGCAUUUCAGCCUAUGUUCAUACUAUCAGUGAAAUUCGUAGUAUGAAAUGCAUAUCCUUGGUGUGUUUUAUAGUGUGUGCUACCAUUUUCUCAUUAAUUAAGCAAUACAGUUCUGUAAUACUCAUCAUUUAUUUAUCAAGUCAGUCAAUCAGGUUGUUUUCAAGUCA
This is a messenger RNA of Chenopodium quinoa (quinoa), 2828 nucleotides long. RefSeq names its product putative beta-galactosidase. The record is from RefSeq and is a predicted model, not a curated record. Gene Ontology annotation, biological process: carbohydrate metabolic process. Gene Ontology annotation, molecular function: beta-galactosidase activity. Gene Ontology annotation, cellular component: vacuole; cell wall. NCBI's taxonomy places the organism in Eukaryota, Viridiplantae, Streptophyta, Magnoliopsida, Caryophyllales, Amaranthaceae. Bases 118 to 2274 code for a protein of 718 amino acids. The transcript is spliced from 18 exons.